Myotis daubentonii (Daubenton's bat) is the source of this 3263-nucleotide messenger RNA. RefSeq names its product programmed cell death 7 (gene PDCD7). Gene Ontology annotation, cellular component: U12-type spliceosomal complex. NCBI's taxonomy places the organism in Eukaryota, Metazoa, Chordata, Mammalia, Chiroptera, Vespertilionidae. The record is from RefSeq and is a predicted model, not a curated record.
UAGAAAUGGAGACCGGGUCAGCAGUUUCGGUUAAUGGGAAGUGGGUGUGACUAUAAAAGGGCAAAUGAGGGAUCCUGGAAAUGAUGGAAAUAUAUGUUCUGUAUCUUGAUUAUCAAUGCCAACAUCCUGGUUGUGAUAUUGUACUACAGCUUUGCAAGAUACUACUAUGUGGAGAAACUGAGUUAAGAGUACACAGGAUCGCCCUGUAUUUUUCUCACAACUGCAUAUUUCUUACAAUGAUCUCAAAAUAGAGUUUAAUUUAAAAAACAACAACAAUCAUGUAGCUUAAAAUCCCCCAGAAGUUUCCCAUUGUUCUUAAAAUAUGAGAUCCUGGACGCUAUAUCUCUGUCCACGCCAGGAUCGCCAGGCUCCCUUCAGGCUUUCUGUGCUCCAUCCGCUCUGACAUUCUUUCAGUCCCCCCCCCCCCCCCCCACCACCACGCCUACUCCUACCAACUAGGGGUAUUUUGCAAACGCUGUCCUUAUCUGAACCGUGUUUCCCUCUCUUCUAUUUAACUCCUACUUAUCCUUCAGACCUUAAACGAAGCCUAAAGUCAUUGGGACAACCUUUCCCCGACCUUUCUAAGUCAAAUUGUCCUAUAAGCUCUUCUUGCUCUGUGCUCUCCUCCUCGGUAGUACGUACAUUCACCGCGGCACUUUCACAAUUGCUUGCGUCAUUACUUGAUUAAUGUGUUUUCUUUACUCGACAGGCAGUUCCACAGGAGAGGAUCUGUGUCCGUUAGUCUCGCUGUCUGCAAAGCAGCUGGCUUCACACCUAAAAUGAUCAUUAAGAACAUGCCCGAGCCGGUUUGCCCCGGGCGGGGCUCGUGCCGGAGGCAACCGAUGGAUGUGUUUCUCCCACAUCGAUGCUUCUCUUUUUUUCCCUCUCCUUAAAAAUCAAAGGAAAAACGGGUGAGGAUUAAAAAAAGAAAAAACAAAUAACAACAACAAAAAAGAACAGUAUUUUUUUUUUUUAAAGGAACAGUAUUAAUUGAAGGAUUGCAUGAACGCCCACCCACGCGCCGCGCGGGUCACACCGGCGUCGCGCGUGGCAUGCGUCACUUCCUCCCGGAAGACCCUUUCUCGGGAGACCAUCAGAUCCUGUCACUUCUCAGAAGCCUCCGGUGGUGGCCAUGGCCCUGCCGCCCUUCUUCGCCCCGGGUCGCCCGGGCCCGCCGCCCCCGCAGCCGCCGCCGCCCGCUCCCUUUGGCUGUCCGCCGCCGCCGCUGCCCUCGCCGGCUUUUCCGCCGCCUCUUCCCCAGCGGCCCGGCCCCUUUCCGGGGGCCUCCGCCCCCUUCCUCCAGCCCCCGCCGGCUGUGCAGCCCCGGGCGCCUGGGGAAGCCUCCCGCGGCGGAGGCGGCGGCGGGGGCGGCGGUGCCUUCUACCCGGUGCCACCCCCGCCGCUGCCUCCGCCGCCGCCUCAGUGCCGGCCUUUCCCGGGGAUCGACGCCGGCGAGCGCCCGCGGCCGCCGCCUCCAGGCCCGGGGCCGCCCUGGAGCCCGCGCUGGCCUGAGGCGCCGCCGCCCGACGUGCUCGCGGACUCGACCCUGCAGCGCCUGCGCGACCGGCAGUGGCUGGAGGCGGUGUUCGGAGCCCCGCGGCGAGCGGGCUGCCCGCCGCCCCCGCGCGCGCCGGCCGGGCCCACCCUGGGUGAAGUGCGCGCGCGGGUGCGCGGGGCUCUGCGCCUCGUGCGGCGGCUGCGGGAGCUGGGCCAGGCCCUGCGCGAGGCCGAGGCGGACGGCGCGGCCUGGGCACUGCUGCACGCCCAGGCGGCGCCGCUGCGCGCGGAGCUGGCCGAGCGGCUCCAGCUGCUGACCCAGGCCGCCUACGUGGGCGAGGCGCGGCGGAGGCUGGAGAGGGUCCGGCGCCGCCGGCUGCGGCUCCGCGAGAGGGCCCGGGAGCGCGAGGCCGAGCGGGAGGCGGAGGCCGCGCGAGCGGCGGAGCGCGAGCAGGAGAUUGACCGCUGGCGGGUCAAGUGCGUCCAGGAGGUGGAGGAGAAGAAGCGGGAGCAGGAACUUAAAGCUGCUGCCGAUGGUGUCUUGUCUGAAGUGAGGAAAAAACAAGCAGACACCAAAAGAAUGGUGGACAUUCUUCGGGCCUUGGAGAAAUUGAGGAAACUCAGGAAAGAGGCUGCAGCAAGGAAAGGCAUGAUUGGGAUCAGUACCUGGUGCCAUCUGAUCAUCCCGAAGGCAACUCUGUUCCCCAAGGAUGGGUCCUUCCGCCGCUUCCCAGCAACGACAUCUGGGCAACUGCCAUUAAGCUGCAUUAGUAAAGAAGCUCCAGGAGUGUGGACCAGGCAACGUUCUCUCCAGCUCUGAAUAUUAGCGAUGCUGCCAUCUUCUUGUGCUGUAGACUAAACAACAACCUGUAAACUCCACAUGGCAUGGCCCUUCCCAGAAGUUCCAUUUUCCUACCAUGCUCUGUCCUGGCCAAAUGUGCUUUGGGAUCAGAUUAAUACGGUUCUUUGGAAAGGACCUAGGUGAACUGGGGCUAUUGCCACAUGCUUGGCUCACUGAAUUUGCCUCUGUUUUGAGGGGCUUGGUCCAGAGUGACUGGCUAAUUUACUCAACUUCCUGUGUGGCAAUGGGUAAGUACAUGCCAUACACUCAACACAGGUGUGCUCUGGGUAGUUUAGUAGCCCUCCCCCAGUACAGAGUGUGAAGGCAAGCUUGAUGCAAAACCUCCAUAUCCUUCCUACCCGUGUAGCCCUCUAACUUCCAGGAAGAAAGGGGAAAGAUGCUUUAUCUGUGAAGCCCACUUUUGGUGCAGCUUGAGAGGCUGUGGGCCGCAGGCUGGGCUGGAGUAAAGCUGGUGGCUUAGUCGGGUACUCAUUUGGAGAACUCGGGACACCUGAGGAGUACCUACACCUACACUGGAUCGUGUUUUAAUGGGUGACGGCUGCAUUCUCCCUAUGUUAGAAGGAUCCUAAUGAAAGGAACUGCUUUGUAAGUUCCUAGAGGUCUAGUUCAGAAUCCCUAAGGAUAGAAAUUUAUUUCCCUAUGGGAGUAGGACCUUAACCUCAUGUACUCAGAAGGGGCCGGUAUAACUGUGGAAUUUCUUAGGAAUAUUCAUGUAGUUAAAGCUGGGGGGAAAGCAGAUAAAAAUAAUGAAGUUUAUUUUUUUAUAUUCAUUAAUAAAUGAUCUUGUGCCUGGAGAUGAUCAGUGAUAUAACAUGUCAGUUUUUCUGUUUUAUUUUGCCUUUUGUCAUUUGUUGUUAUUUAUAUUUCCAAAAACCUAAAUAAAUAUUUUUAUUUUUUAGUUUGA